Cuculus canorus (common cuckoo) is the source of this 1804-nucleotide messenger RNA. It is a transcript of the gene POU2F2, whose product is annotated as POU class 2 homeobox 2. Gene Ontology annotation, molecular function: DNA-binding transcription factor activity, RNA polymerase II-specific; RNA polymerase II cis-regulatory region sequence-specific DNA binding. Gene Ontology annotation, biological process: regulation of transcription by RNA polymerase II. NCBI's taxonomy places the organism in Eukaryota, Metazoa, Chordata, Aves, Cuculiformes, Cuculidae. Bases 98 to 1804 code for a protein of 568 amino acids. The record is from RefSeq and is a predicted model, not a curated record. Gene Ontology annotation, cellular component: nucleus. The transcript is spliced from 16 exons.
UGUGCGCGGCGUGUCGCACGCUCACGUGUGCCGGUGCCCCACGUGCCUUCGGCGUCGCCUUCCCCACAGCUGCUUCCUGUGACCCCCCCCGACCGCCAUGGUGAACCCCGGCCGUGGGGCGGCAGCACUGAGGAUGUCGCAGCCCCUGGAGGUGGAGAAGGCGAGAGCGGAGCCGGGGGAGCGCACGGACACAGAAAGAAAUGGACCAGACACGAGCCAUCAGGUUAAAGCCGAGGAGGAGCUGCCCCCCCCCACGCAGCCCCCCCUGCCCCAGCUGAUGUUGGGGGGCUCCCAGCUGGCCGGGCUGGCGGCCCUGGUUCCGGCGCAGCAGCAGCUGAUGCUGCACCGCGCUCAGGCGCAGCUUUUGGCGGCGGCGGCGGUUCAGCACCAAAGCGGCUCCGCGGCUGCGCCCCCCCCCGCCGAAGGGACCCCCCCGCAGCUCGCGCUGUCCCAGCCCAUACAGAUCACCGCGCAGGACAUCCAGCAGCUCCUCCAGCUCCAGCAGUUGGUGCUCGUCCCCGGCCACCACCUCCAGCCGCCCCCCCAAUUCCUGCUGCCGACCCCCCAGCAGGGACAGCAAGGGCUGCUCCCCACCCCAAACCUCUUUCAGCUACCUCAGCAAAACCCGGGGGGGCUCCUGCCGAACCCGCCCCGGGGGGGGCUGCCAGCACAGCCAGCGACUCGCCCGGGUCUCCCCGAGUCCCACCUCCCCGCCGGGGCCCCCCCAAAAUGCCUGGACCCCCCCCCGCCCCCCGAGGAACCGAGCGACCUGGAGGAGUUGGAGCAGUUCGCUCGGACCUUCAAGCAGCGGCGCAUUAAGUUGGGCUUCACCCAGGGUGACGUGGGUUUGGCCAUGGGGAAGCUCUACGGGAACGACUUCAGCCAAACGACGAUCUCGCGCUUCGAGGCGCUCAACCUCAGCUUCAAGAAUAUGUGCAAACUCAAACCGCUGCUCGAGAAGUGGCUCAGCGACGCCGAGACCAUGUCGGUGGACUCCACCCUGCCCAGCCCCAACCCCCUCAGCUCCCCCAACUUGGGGGGCUUCGAGGGUCUCCCCGGACGCCGACGCAAGAAACGCACCAGCAUCGAAACCAACGUCCGCUUCGCUCUGGAGAAGAGCUUCCUGGCGAACCAGAAGCCCACCUCGGAGGAGAUCCUGCUGAUCGCCGAGCAGCUCCACAUGGAGAAGGAGGUGAUCCGCGUGUGGUUCUGCAACCGCCGCCAGAAGGAGAAACGCAUCAACCCCUGCGGCGCCCCCGGGCUGAGCCCCCCCGGAAAGACCCCCGCCUACGGCCCCCAGGUCGGCAGCCCCGGUGUCGCCCUCGCGCCCCCCCCGGCCUGUGCCCCCCUCAGCACAACGGUGACUACCUUGUCUCCGGGCGGGGGGUCGCUGCCCCCCCCCCGGGCGCUGUGGGGGGGCCGGGGCGGUGCCCCCCCCCGCCACGCCGCCCCCCCCCACCACCAGCACCACCCCGACCCCCCCGAGCGGCCCCCACGGCCCCGUCGGCCUCGCGGGGUGAGUUUGGGGGGCAGCUCAGUGCUUGGGGUGCCCGCGGGGUUAAACCCGGCGCUCAUGGCCACCAACCCGCUGGCCACCAUCCAAGCUCUGGCCGGUGGUGGAAGUCUCCCCCUUUCCCUUGAGCCGGGGGGGCCGCUGGUGUUGGGGGGCGGCGCGGGGACCCCCACCCCCCCCGCCAUGGUGCCCCCCCCGCUCUUCCUCAACCAAGGGGGGCCCCUCCCGCUUUUGGGGACCCCCCCGUCUGCUGUGGGGUUGGUGCCGAUUGGGAUCGACCCCUUGAUUUGA